UCAAUUUUUGAAUUUUUGAGAAAAAGUGUGAGGAAAGUACCAAACACCGGUGCGGAUUUUUACUUUUUUCAUGAAAUAAGGUUCUAAAAGCAUGAAUAUUCUUAAUAAAUUAACCAGAAACGGUGUCAUUAGAAUAAACAGUCCAGGAAUAUGUUCAUCUGUCCAGAGAAAUGCCAGUAUAAAAAUCAAGGAAGAUAAUCCUCGAGAUAUUGUGAGCAGCCGAUCCGAUCCCAAGGAACAACGCCUCUAUGUCUGGGGAUUGGCCGAGCUUGGAGCUCUAGGAGAAAUAAAAAUUCGUUCGCAGAAGAAUAAACAAAAAUUUACUCACAGGCCAAUUCGAAAAAUUUUCGCUUUUUCUCAUCGUAUUAUUGAUUUUUCUUGCGGAUAUGGCUUCACGUUAUACGCUGUGAAAAGCGAUACAGCGAAACAACUAUAUGGUAGCGGAUUAAACACAGAUAGUCAAGUUGGUUACCAUGCCGUGAGAAAAGACCAACCUUUGAAAAUGGUAUUCUCUAUACAACCAAUCAGAGUACCUUUGAAAAACCCUCGUUCGACCAAUAUCAUCAAAGUAGGCGCUGGACGAGCUCACUCGAUAGCAUUGACAGAUAAAGAAGGAGUAUUUUCACUAGGAAAUAAUGCUUUCGGGCAAUGUGGUCGACCAGUUGUCGAAGACGAAGAUUACUCCAUGUUCAGAGACACGCAUAAAAUCAAAGAAUUGGAUAAUUUGUCUAUCGUCGAUGUGGUUUGCGGACAAGAUCAUACUCUAUUUUUAACCGAAAAUGGAGAAGUGUAUAGUUGCGGAUGUGGCUCAGAUGGUCAAACUGGUCUGGGCAACUUGAAGUGCACCAAUACUCCUACUUUAGUAGAAGGAGAUAUCAAAGGAGAAAAUAUUGUGAAACUUUCCUCCAGCGCUGACUCUGUUUUAGCAUUGAAUGAUAAAGGCGACGUAUUCGGCUGGGGAAAUUCAGAAUACUUUCAAAUUCCUAAUGAUACCGAAUCGCAGCAGAUAGCGACUCCUAUGCACAUUAAAAAAUUAUCAAAAUUAGGAAAAAUUAUAGAUAUCGCUUCUGGUAGUACUUUUAGCUUGGUUUUAACUGAAAAAAGAGAAGUAUUCGUUUGGGGAUUUGGAAUCUUGGGAAAAGGACCCGAUUUGAAACAGUCUAUAAUUCCUCAACAGAUCCCGGAGACAUUAUUUGGUCUAAAUCAAUUCAAUUCUGACGUAUUCGUUGAAUCUAUUCAUUGUGGAAUCAAUACCUUAGCUGCGAUUAAUAAUAAGAACGAAUUAUACAUGUGGGGCAAAAAUCAGUAUGGACAGUUGGGUAUCGGUCACGAGAACCAUCAGUAUUUUCCCUUUAGAGUUGCUAUCGGUGGCAAAGUUUUAAAAGUCAACUGUGGAGCUGAUCAUACAAUGGCCCUGUGUAAACCGUUCCUUUAAUAUUGUAGCUCGAUGCUUUAAGGCGUACAAUUUUAGAACCAGUGUUAUGUUGAUAAUGCAGAAAAAUGAAAAAAGAACUACGCAAAAUGAAAUUUUGUUCGAAGCUCGUGUUUUUGAAGAAAGAAUAAUUCUACUCACAAGGGAACCUCAAGAGGUGUCACACUCCGAUUUGAACGGGACCGUGAUUUUUGGAAGGAGCAUAGUCUAAAACCCCCAAAACCAAAUUUUCAGCUACCCAAGUUCAUUUUUCGAUUUUUGGCGAAUUUUUGAAAAUUCAAAAUUGACUGUUUUUGGCGAUUUAUGUUUUUUUAAAAGUAUGAACUUGAUCAGUAAAAAUGGUCAAAAUAGGUCCCAAAACUAAUAUUAAUUACCCAAAUCCAAAUUUUACCAUUUCCAGCCAUUCUGGAGCCUCCCGCGCGAUUUUUCAAUUUCUCCAGAAUUUUGAAUUUGCUCCAGAAGGCGUGAGAAUAUGAAGUUGGGCAGCUAAAAAUUGAGUUGUAUAUUACACUCGACCUGUUUAACGAGUUUAACCACAUUUGAGCCGAUUUUGAGAGUGACGCUUCAAAAGUGGAUUUUUGACCAGCUUUUUUCAAAGUUAAAAAAUCCAAAAAAUCAAAAGUUUCCCGUUUGUGUGGAAAUUUUCAAAAUUCACGCAAAUCGCUGUAUUUUAUCCCAAACUAACCCCCCAAAUCCAAAUUUCACAAUUUCCAGCCAUUCUGGAGCCUCCAGCGCGAUUUUUCAAUUUCUCCAGAAUUUUGAAUUUGCUCCAGAAGACGUGAAUAUGAAGUUGGGCAGCUAAAAAUCGAGUUGUAUAUUACACUCGACCUGUUUAACGAGUUUAUCCACAUUUGAGCCGAUUUCGAGAGUGACAUCUCAAGAGUGAUUUUUUGACCAGUUUUUUUCAAAAUUGAAAAAUCAAAAAAAUCAAAAGUUUCCCGUUUGUGAGGAAAUUCUUGAAAUUUGUGCGAAUCUCUGUAUUUCUUCAAGAACUAACCCCCCGGAGCGCAAAUUAUACCAUUUCCAGCCGUUUUGGAGCGAGCGGGUGACACCUCAAAAAACCACUCUUGAGGUGUCACUCUCAAAAUCGGCUCAAAUGUGGAUAAACUCGUUAAACAGGUCUAGUGUAAUAUACAACUCGAUUUUUAGAUGCCCAACUUCAUAUUCACGCCUUCUGGAGCAAAUUCAAAAUUCUGGAGAAAUUGAAAAAUCGCGCUGGAGGCUCCAGAAUGGCUGGAAAUUGUGAAAUUUGGAUUUGGGGGGUUAGUUACGAACAAAAUACAGUGAUUCGCGCGAAUUUCAAAAAUUUCCACACAAACGGGAAACUUUUGAUUUUUUGGAUUUUUUAAUUUUGAAAAAAGCUGGUCAAAAAGCCACUUUUGAGGUGUCACUCUCAAAAUCGCCUCAAAUGUGAAUAAACUCGUUAAACAGGUCGAGUGUAGUAUACAACUCGAUUUUUAGCUGCCCAACUUCAUAUUCACGCCUUCUGGAGCAAAUUCAAAAUUCUGGAGAAAUUGAAAAAUCGCGCUGGAGGCUCCAGAAUCGCUGGAAACGGUAAAAUUUGGAUUUGGGUAAAUAAUAUUAGUUUCGGGACUUAUUCUGACCAUGUUUACUGAUCAAGUACGUACUUUUAAUAAAAAAGCAUAAAUCGCCAAAAAAACAGUCAAUUUAGAAUUUUCAAAAAUUCGCCAAAAAUCAAAAAAUGAACUUGGGCUGCUGAAAAUUUGGUUUUGGGGGUUUUAGACUAUGCUCAUGCUCUAUCCAAAAAUCGUGGUCCCAUUCAAAUCGGAGUGUGACACCUGACACCUCAAGAGGUUACCUUGUCAGAUGCUAUUUUUUUAUAUUUGCUGUGAUGUUACUUAUUUUUUUAAAUAAAAAAUUGUUGUUUUAGAUUAA
Messenger RNA from Planococcus citri (citrus mealybug), 3328 nucleotides. RefSeq names its product RCC1-like G exchanging factor-like protein. Lineage: Eukaryota; Metazoa; Arthropoda; Insecta; Hemiptera; Pseudococcidae. The record is from RefSeq and is a predicted model, not a curated record. Gene Ontology annotation, molecular function: guanyl-nucleotide exchange factor activity; rRNA binding. The transcript is spliced from 8 exons. Bases 92 to 1435 code for a protein of 447 amino acids. Gene Ontology annotation, cellular component: mitochondrial inner membrane. Gene Ontology annotation, biological process: positive regulation of mitochondrial translation.